UUUUUAUCAACCACGAACUCGCGGGCUGACUGCUGGUUGUAGAAUGUAGAUGUAGAAGACUAGAAUGUAGAUUGCAGAAGUGCAAACUACAUAGUGGCGUAGUGCAGGGCUACGACUAUCGCUUCUGUUUUGUGCCUAUUCACUUUUUAGUUUUUAAUUUAUCGCUUUUUUUUACAAACAAUGUUUAUGUCUUUACGACAAAUUCAUUUUAGUAUUAGAUAAUGUUCAAUAAACGUGCGUGAUAAUUUGUGGCCGAGGGCUCUCAUAGCAUAUAUUCGGUGGUUUUACGUAUCACUUAAAAUGUACGAUAAUUGAAAACAAAAAAAAACCUUUUUUUCUGUGUUUCUUAUUAUAGUUGUACAUGGGAUUACAUGUUGUAAAGAAUGCCUAUAAUAAUUAUCAUGAAUAGUUCUAUCUAAAACGAUUGCAUGUUAUUUUAUACAAAGGAAUAUUUUUGUACAAGAAAAAAAACUUUAUUCAAUAUGAUAUUGUCACGAGUCAUAUACAUACAACUUACAGAAUUAAAAUUCAAAAUCAAAUCAAUCACUACUUUCAAAAAAAAUUUCUACAGGUAAUUUUUUAUUAACAAUUGAUUAUAACGUGAAAUAUUUUGUUGUCAAAAAUGGACUAUUUAUUAGCAAAGUUUCGUAAAAAAGAACCAAAAAAAGAAGUUACUUUUGAGGAUCUGCAAGCUGUUCUUUUACGUACACAACCUCCUCCUAAAAAAAAAAAUCUAUCAACAUGUGACUAUAAUGAAAUUUGUCCAAAAGUUUAUGUUGGAGAUUGGAAUACCGCAAAAAAUCUUAAUUUAUUGUUGUCACUGGGUAUCACACAUGUAGUAAAUGCUGCCCAAGGUAUUGGAUUUGGCAUGGUUGAUACAAAUGAACAGUUUUAUCGUCCAUUUAAUAUUCAAUACAUGGGUUUGGCUUUGUGUGAUGAUCCUAAUGUUGCAAUAAAUGAAUAUUUUGAUAGCGUAUCAAAUUUCAUAGAUGACGCACUAUCACAAAAAGGUAAGGUUUUGGUUCAUUGCAUAAUGGGUAUUUCAAGAUCUGCAACAAUUACAAUUGCUUAUUUAAUAAUAAAAAAAGGAUUAAGAGCCAAGGAAGCAGUGGAAAAGGUAAAAAAAGCAAGAGAUAUAAGACCUAACAAUGGAUUUCUUAAACAACUAGCUCAACUUGACAACGACAGAGUACAUAAUAAUAAUAUUUAACAUUGGUGCUGUAAACAUGUAAUAAUAAAAAAAAAUUUAUAUUAAAUUAUUUUCAUAUUAGACUGCA
Molecule: messenger RNA, 1277 nt
Organism: Rhopalosiphum maidis (corn leaf aphid)
Lineage: Eukaryota; Metazoa; Arthropoda; Insecta; Hemiptera; Aphididae
Product: dual specificity protein phosphatase 3
Exons: 6
Coding region: 623-1210 (195 amino acids)
Biological process (GO): negative regulation of MAPK cascade; protein dephosphorylation
Cellular component (GO): cytoplasm
Molecular function (GO): protein tyrosine/serine/threonine phosphatase activity; MAP kinase phosphatase activity
Source: RefSeq, a predicted model, not a curated record